Phytophthora sojae is the source of this 2263-nucleotide messenger RNA. RefSeq lists its product as hypothetical. The transcript is spliced from 8 exons. Bases 1 to 2049 code for a protein of 682 amino acids. NCBI's taxonomy places the organism in Eukaryota, Oomycota, Peronosporomycetes, Peronosporales, Peronosporaceae. The record is from RefSeq and is a predicted model, not a curated record. Gene Ontology annotation, molecular function: protein binding.
AUGCCCGACGUGACCGAGGUGACUGAGCAGCUUGCCGUCCGUCUUCAGACGCUGUAUAGAGCGCGCCGUGCACGCCGAGAGGCGGUGGAGCUCGCCAACAGCGCCUACCUCAAAUGCUGGGACGCGGUAAGCGGCCUAGCCUACUACUGCAACCUGCGGACGGGUCUGUCGUCCUGGAAGAAGCCGCUGCUUUUGGCGGCUCGGGAUCCCGCCGAGACUCCAGCAGAUGACGCCCACUUGAGCUUGAAAGACCGCCAAAAGCGGCGUGAAGAGAGCUUGGUCUUCAAGAAGAAGUGCGAGGAGGAAAGGAGGGAGCUGACGCUCCGCCAUCGCAGGAAGAUCGCGCGUGCCAUGCGCCGCUUCGAGAGAAACUUGAUGGAGGACAAAACGCGAACCCGGCAGGAGCGACAGGAAAAGUUGAAGAAUGACAACCAGCAGCUUUUGCAAGACUUGUCCGACGGCAAAAAGAAAGAGAACGUGCAGACCAUCCGCGAGGCGGCAAUGCGAGGUAACUUGGACCGAGUUGAGAAGCUGCUUGGCAUUGGCUUCAGUGCCGACGCCGAGAGUGCCAUGGGGCUGACUCCGCUGCUAGCAGCUUGCCAAAGUGAUCAUCUGGAGGUCGUUCGACGAUUGCUUUUCAGCGGGGCGAGCGUCAACCAUGUACAUGUGAAGACUGGCCGGACAGCACUUAUGGAAGCUGCCAGUCGCGCGAAGCCUCCAGUUCUCAAGGAGCUUCUUCGAUACGGCGCCCAGAUUCACGUGGAAGACGUGCAAGGCGAGACGGUCUUCGACUGCAUGAAAGACGCUGCGAACCGGGAGAUCAUCGAACGCGCGUGCCACAUCUGGUCAGCUGAGAAUGCAGCACUCUUCCCUGCAGGAUUUCGACGAGUUUCCCUCGCGUACGCUCUGAUCAGCAAACGUCAACGGGACGCGUACGAGACUGAGAAGGUAGUCACACGCAGGGAGCUGAUUCAGCUGAAGCAGGAGCUCCAGCGCAAGUGCGUUGAGGCCAAAGUUCGCUAUGAUCAGGACAUUCGCGGGAGCAGCUUCGAGCCGACGCUGAUGCGGCGACUUUCGUCGAUGGAGGUUGCAGAUCUGAAAUACGACGCUGAGCGUCGAGCUCUGCUACUGGAAAUCCAAGACGCCGUCGAUAGACUGCGCGAGAGUGAACGGCCCCAAUUCAUCCCCGAACCAGUCAUCCUGAACGUCCUGUCGUUCUGUUCGCGGCACUGGUUUGACUCAGACCCUCAGCGGCCGCGAGAGGCGACAAAGAAACAGAAGAGAAAGACUGCCAAAAAGAAGAUAACACGUACCAGAUCCCAGCUUCUCAUGGCGUUGAACGUCCCACCAACAUCACUCCGGCCACCGCCUGAUCAGCUGUCAGAAGAGCUCGAAGCGCGAUAUACCUCUUGCCAGCAUUCUAUAAAGGAACUUUGCGACCAAUUACUGGCAACAGCGAGCAAUGAGCAUUUCGACACGGUCAAUGGCGUCUCAAGAGAUUCCAGCGGGACGAGUCUUGCCACAGUGGAUGUUUUCGUUGAACAAGCCGAAAAUCUGCCGUAUCGUGACCCGCGAAUUGGCGACAUGAUCGAUCCUUUCGUACGGGUUUUCUUGCGGUCAGCUUCGGUACUCGACAGCACAGAGGUGUUCAAGACGGAAAUGCGAAUCGCUGACCGCAACCCCGUGUGGGACUUCCGUUGCCGAAUAGUUGCAGUCCCAUCGACUCAAAAAGAGCUCUGCGUUCAGGUGGUGGACACCAAACGCGAAGACGUAGCAGGUGAAGUCAUCAUCCCGCUGCGCUCACUCUUGGACCAAAGAGAACACAGCAAUUGGCACGUGAUGCCGCUGACGCUCCGCCAGCAGAUUCUCGAGAAAAAGCCACGCGACCAGCCAGCGCGAAUCCGUGUCUGCGUAAAGCUAACACACACAAAGUCCAUCGUGCUCACUCGUGAACUCCAGCAACUGUUGAAAACGCGCGAGGCUCUCGUCAAGAAGCGACGCGAUAUCAUCCAGGACGCACUCAACACCCGACUGCAGCAGCUGCCGUAAUUCCACCCCCCAAGUCCAGUGGACUUAGUCCACAGCUAAUUUACCUCAGCUUCAAACCUCAAGUGGGUGCCGUGCGUUUUAUCCUUCUCACAUUCAGCCUCAAACCUCAAGUGGGUGCCACGCGUUUCAUCUCUCUCACCAUUGCCACGCCCACCAUGCUCACCACCGUCAAUACUGCCACCAUGUUCACGAUCACACUUGUCGUUUCCGUCCC